Molecule: messenger RNA, 472 nt
Organism: Rhagoletis zephyria (snowberry fruit fly)
Lineage: Eukaryota; Metazoa; Arthropoda; Insecta; Diptera; Tephritidae
Product: transmembrane protein 230
Cellular component (GO): endomembrane system
Source: RefSeq, a predicted model, not a curated record
AUGCCUGCACCCCGUCGGCGGAGAGGAUCUUAUGGAAGCAUUCAAGAUUCGGAUAGUGAUGGUGGGAGAGAUGACGUUGAUAGCUAUGGCUACGAUUCCCAAGAACAGUUUCUGUUUCAGGACGAACCAAAACUGCCGUGGAAGACUAUAUAUUUUGUAAUAUUUUUCCUAAUUAUGGGAAUGAUUUGCAUGACAACAGCUGGACUCCUUUUUCUGGAGAUUCUAGACCAAACCCACGUUGACCGUGCGUCUCCAUUACUUAUUCUUGGCUCCCUAUUGUUGAUCCCAGGUGGCUAUUACAGUUAUAUUCUGACGUCAAUCUUAAUGAAACGCGAAGGUUUCUCGUGGGAAGACAUUCCAGAGAUUUGAAAUGAACGCUGUUAAUGCAAUACAUAUAUUUCGAGCAUAUUCCUUACUUAUUUGUGUAUGUAUGUAUAUAUUUUGAUCGAUUGUAAGUACAUGCAUAUGUAUG